Chelonus insularis is the source of this 4717-nucleotide messenger RNA. It is a transcript of the gene stumps, whose product is annotated as DBB domain-containing protein stumps. The transcript has 14 exons. The record is from RefSeq and is a predicted model, not a curated record. The coding region runs from base 327 to 4301 and encodes 1324 amino acids. Gene Ontology annotation, cellular component: cytosol. Gene Ontology annotation, molecular function: fibroblast growth factor receptor binding; transmembrane receptor protein tyrosine kinase adaptor activity. Lineage: Eukaryota; Metazoa; Arthropoda; Insecta; Hymenoptera; Braconidae.
UGCCGAGUGAACGUGAGUGCCCCUGUAUUCUCUUCUGGUGCAACCACGCGAGACACUCAUCUAGACCUAGCAGAUGAAUAGAACAAAAUAUUAUCCAAAAAUUAGUCGAUACUUGGAUAAAUGUUAUAACAAUUGAGGAAAAAAAGUAAUACCUGUUUUCAAAAGUUGACUGUUUCAAUGUUAGCUGAAUGUGUUAGCAAUCAAUAACACGAUGCCAACACUUGUUUUUAAAACUCCAAAACUUGGCCAAGUGGAAAUAAUGAAGGAGAUUAUUCCAAACUUCGAUCUCUAGAGUACUGCUCAACUGAAUUACGAAGAAGUGUCCCAUGAAUAAGAAAUCAAGGGGAACAACGAUGGCACUUGACAAUCCAUCUUACUUUUCCUUACUGGGUGGUUCAAUUACGCCCUCAGAUGAUACCGAGCUAUCAGUGCUAUCAGUAUCACCAUCAGUAACAAGUAGUGCGCGGAGUUUUACAACUUUUUUUAAGAAAAAACCGUGCAAAAUGGGAACAAGCAUAUCAAAUUCAGCGAUGGGUGUAACAACAGUUACGGUUCAUCAAGAAAAUAACAGGAAUAUUUCUUCAAUAGAAGAAUGUGAGCCUAUGUUGCCUCGACAGAUGAGCAAUACGAAUGGUCCAAGAAGAAGCUUCCGGAGUCUCUUCAGGUCCUUGAGCUCUAAUGCAGAGACUGAAAGAACACUUCAGAUUCUCAAAGGCAACCCCAGACCAAGUGAUAUUGCUCCUCCUUCUCCUUAUCUUCCUCAUAGAUCUCACUCACAUUCAGAUCAUGAUAGAAGAAACUGCCCAACUCGCCGUAGGGUGCUUAAAUCCGCUAGCGAACUUUUAUCUAAUGAUAUGAUAUUCUGUGGUGAGGAUGCAGUCAAUUGCAGAGUCAAUGGAUAUAAAGACCAUGACGAUGAUGAUGAUGAUACCGGUGAAGUUUUCCUGGGUGUUAAUGAUGCGAGGUAUUAUAACUUAUCAGCUACUCUACCAACCCAUGGGGCAUCUGGAAACAGAAGGCACUCAAUUGGAACCUUCUGCAGCAAGGAACAAAGUACUGUCAUUUUUACCAAGGCUGUUAUACAAAAUGAUGCUGUUCUCAAAGAACCAGACACCAUUGCUCCGCCUAUACCUGUUGAUCAAGUUGAUGGAGUUCAUCCAACGAAAAAUGCUUGGAAGGCAAAAAAGCCUAGAACAUCAUCCAGGAAGGGUUCCAGAAGCAGAAGCGGUGGUACAAAGCUAGAGGGUACAAAUGCAAGUUUCAUGGAAGAAAGAGAAGAUGUGAUAUUCAUUUCUAGUAAAGACAGUGAAGCAUCAACGCUUUGGGUCAACUACCUCACCGCCUGCUUUGAGCAAAUCAGCAGACAGCAGGGACGCCCGCCUUUCAAAGUCAGACAUGUAACAGUGGAAGAUGCAGCUACCAUUUCAUCAUCAACACAAGAGAAAAUAUCCAAAGCAAGACUGCAGAUUAUCAUUGUCUGUCCGAUCUUACUUGAAAAAGCCUCCAGUAAACCUGAACAAGCAUCUACUCUUGCUAAACAACUGACACCAGACCGUGUGCUCGCUAUGAUGCUUGGAGUUCAUGAUGGACACUUGACUGAAAGCCAAAAGACUGCCCUCAUCUCGUACUCCCAGUGGCAAAAGUUCUUUGUCAAGGACCAAGAUGAAACUUUUGUUGGUCAAUUUCUUGGUGCUGCUGUUGCUAUUUUAGGAACUGCUCCAGCCCCAGCUUUGAAGAGUGACAAAACGACAUUUUCAGUUCAUCCGAAAAAAGUUAAAAUGGGCCAAAACAGAAUACUCGUUAUCCUAAAUGAUCCUCUGAGACCAGAAGAUACCAUUAACGUAAUUGUGGAUCGUUGCGGUGAUGGAAUAGAAAUAAAUCAAGUGAAAAAACGGAAUCCCUAUACCCUUCAAUUUUCGAUUCCUGAACGAUGCUUAGAAGUUUCAAUGCUUGUUGGAGUGCGAGUUAUCAUUAAUGGAAAACCUCAAGGAGUCCGUCAAGUCAAAUGUGAAAGUAGACUUCGAGAACUUGACCAGAUACUUCGAGCACACGAUAAUCCACUAGAGUUCAUGUGCCAGACCUUUGGGUUUAAUCCUGGAGACCGAGAGCAAUUAGAUAACUGGAUGGUCCAUGCAUUCCAAAAAAAUUUACCUCCACGUUUUCAUCUCUUGGCUACUCCCAGUGGAUCAGUUCCUCUACAAAGAAAUAUUAUCAGUCCGGAAGAAUAUCCAACUCUCCUCCACUUUGCAGCUCGCUUUGGACUAGAAAAACUUGCUUGGCAAUUACUAGACUGUCCUGGUGGUGAAAUAGCUUGUGACCUGAAAAAUGUUUCAGAGUUUACACCAGCAGAUCUAGCAGAGCAAGCUGGACACGCUAAAUUGGCUCAUCAACUUCGUGGCUACAUGCAAAUGAAUGAGUUCACGAACAUGUACAGCUACUUAAAAGUUAUCAGCGAAAACACAUCUGGUUCUGGAGCGAAUAAUGAGAGUACACCACCAAAUAAUUCAGACACUAACGAACAAGACAAAGAAGACUAUUGUCAACCACGACCGCUAAGUGAGGCUUACUUAGUACCACCUGCUGCUCGACCAGUCAUUACAACUGCUGUGAUAACAAAUACACCACCGCAACUGCCACCACCAAAUCCGACCUCGCCAACCACUGGCGAGAUGAAUUAUUCAAUUGUACCACCACCGACUCCUGUCCUUGGGUCUAUUACUAAUCAAUUAGGAGGUUUUGAUGCAAAUAGCUUGAAUCUACCACUUCAGGGCUACUUGAAAAUGCAUCCUGCUGGUCCUAAAACUCCGAAUCCAAUUACAGCACCGGUGACAGCUCCACUAAUGGCUUUGAAACCAUCAUCAGCUUUAUCUAUGCGAAAGGAUAACACAAUCAGUCGAGAAGACAGUAACUCUAACUCGUCAAAUGUCGGAAGUUUACCGAGGUCUCUUUCUAAUCAAGGGAAUAAAUCUCGAGAUCCACCAGGACCUCAGGAUGAACUCUUAGAAAUAAUAAAUGAUUUUAAGAAUAAUGUCUUUACAAUUGGUGAAGUUGAAAGAUUAGUUGAAAAUUGGAGAAACCGUAAUGAUGUUCAACAGAGUUUUAAAGACAAACAAAGGCAAUUAACAGCAAUGAGAGAUGAGUAUGAAAGAAUACAAAAAAAAUUAAAAGAAGAGAUGAAGACUCCAACACCUUUUGAGAGGGUAAAAAAAUUCUUCAGCAAAAUUAAAAAAGAACCUAAAGACUCUAAUAGCCAAGAUGAUGAUACAGCAUCAACAAAUAGCAAGACUGAUAAAUCUAAUGAAAGUCUAAGUGAUCGAAGACCUAUCAGUAGCUUAAGUUUACAGAGUUUAUCAAGUUCUUCAUCAUCUGGACGGAUGAGUAUUAUCAGUGGGUGCAGUGGCACUAGCCUUGGUGACAGUGGAACUCAUUCUGACACAGAAGACAGAAGACUUCGUAAUAUACGAGAAGACAAAAGUGGAAUGAUGGCAUACGAAAUCCCACCAGCACCAAAACCAUUUACUGGCAGAUAUUCUCCGAUGCGCUAUACGCCCUCACCACGAUCAUCUUCCCAAUGUUCUGAAGAACAUCGUCGGAAUAAUUCCGCUGGAUCUACUGAUCAGUAUUAUAUAUCUUUCCCAGUUUCCGGAUUGCCAAUUCAUUCUUACAAUCCAGAUGGAUCAGCAAUUGAACCAAAAACCCCCUGCUCGCCUUGCGACCAUCCUUUUCCUGCUUCUACAAGCAUUCCUAAAGAGCAAAAUCACAUCAACAUCAACGAAAACAUUGAUAAUCACAAGGAAAUCAAAGAAAUGAAUCAUCUAUCGAUCCCCUCAACCCCACCAUCUCCUCCUACUCAUGUUCCUCUCGAUUACAUUAACAUAACACCUGCAAAUAUUCCUUUAAAUGAUCUCCAAAACAAUAAUCUUAAUAAUACUAAUAAAAAUAACGAUAACAAUAGUAAUAGUAAUAUUAAUAAUAAUAACAAUGAUGAUAGUCCAUGUAAUAAUGGAAAAUACGAUACGACCUUAGACAUUUCUAAAAUACAAAAUAACGAGUCUGUGAAGGUUAUAAACGAAAAUCAAGCAAUCAUAGAACAGAAUGAUUCUGAAAGCUUUCAAGGGACUCAUUUAAACUCAGAUCACGUACAAAGUAUAUCCUUGGACGUGGACGUUGUAGAUGCACCACGGCUUCACAAAUACAUGAAUAUUCAACCGUAUGAUCAAGACCCAAAAGUUGUCGGGAUGAUUCCUAAAAAACCACCAGCACCGCCUGUUCCACCACGAGUUGCUGCAGCUAAAAAGUGAACAAAUUUACUCCGAAUGAUGCAGUCCAUCUAUUUGAAUAACUCUAUUUAAAUGUAAAGUCAAUAAACUAUAAUUCGGACAUAUAUCAUAAUAUAUUAACCAUAUCAAUCAAAUAAAAUAUAAUCAACUGAUUAUAUACUUUUUAUCAACAAAAAAAAAUUGUAAAUUUAUUUAAUUGUUAGAUAUUAAUUAUUUUAUUUGUUAUUUAUAAGUUAAUAUCAUCACACAAAUAGAAUGUAAUAUUUUAUAUGUUUACAUUCUAGGAUAUAGAAUGAAAAAUAUUCUUACUCAUCAGCAAGUGACUCAUACUUAGUCCAAGAUUUUGAAAUGUUCAAUAGAGAUAUGAAAAAUAUUUCAAAAAUUUUACAUACUCUAUUAUGUAUUAAUUCUUUAUAGGAUUAAGUAAGUUACACUGA